Hemibagrus wyckioides is the source of this 1271-nucleotide messenger RNA. Its product is annotated as protein FAM180A-like. Bases 48 to 557 code for a protein of 169 amino acids. The transcript is spliced from 3 exons. NCBI's taxonomy places the organism in Eukaryota, Metazoa, Chordata, Actinopteri, Siluriformes, Bagridae. The record is from RefSeq and is a predicted model, not a curated record.
GUAGCACAAAUAAUUUGUUAGUCUGUAGUGGCAGUACUAAAGACAGGAUGGGAGCAAGCAGUCUGCCUUGGAAAAUCAUCAUCUUCUCUCUGUUUUGUUCCUCAUGUGCAGCCUAUCAAAGGUAUAAAGGUCUUUAUCCUUCAGCCUUCAGGGUGAAGAGGGGUGCGGCGCCACUGGUGAACCCCGUAUUUCAAAACUCUGUCAAUGAUGUCAAUUUGCUCUAUGAGAUUCUUCUGGACGGACUGCAACUUGAAGAUGAAGACGGACAGUUUUUAGUACAGGACAAAGAACUAGCAUCACUACGUAAGACACACAAGUUCGAAGUCAUCUAUGAGGACAUCAUUCCCAAAACGGUGCCAGAGGUGCGUCGACUGAUCUUUGCUCUCACCAAAGGCAAAGGUGUUCUUAGGAGGGAAGACUUUGAGCGCACAGUGCUGACGCUGGUGUACACAGCUAAUAAAAUAGCUCAAGCAAACACUACACACCAAAAAGAUGCCUGGGCAGAGUGCUUUAUCAGCCUCUACAAAACCAUAAAAUAUGACUUAACCCUCAGAUAGACGAACCAUCAUUCUUAACACACCACCUCGGUAAACAAAAAAAACAAAACAGCAUAACCUCUGGUAGAUUUGGUUAGAAAACAUUCUGAAGAGCUGAAAAACAGAAGUGAUUGUGGAUUUCAUGGGAUGAUGAAUACUAUUCAUUAUUCAUGAAAAAGCAUUAGACACUUUAAUAACAUUUCUUGAGGUUGCGAAGGUCACACACAAACACACACACAUGCAUGUGCACAUACAAACAUAACUUUCAUAUAUGUCAAGCUUGUUGGAACUUCUGUUAGGAGAUUAGUUAGAAAUUUGAAUUAAAAUUUAGAUUCAGGAUUUAGUUUCAGAAUUUCACGUGUAAAGGUGAUAAAAAUAAAUAAACGUCUGGAAUGCAAAAUGAAAAUGAACAGGGGAACGGACAAGGGUUAUGUGCUCGACUGCUUUUGCUUGCAAGCUACUUGUAUGUCUUUUAAGAAUGCAAAUGUAAAUUGAAUGUGAAUUGAAUUUAGAUGAAUUGAAUGCUUUUUAGAAACUGAAUAUAUGCUUACUUCUUUUUGAAUUAAAUAAAAAUUCUACUGCAGUUCAAAAUUUAAUUCUAAUAUUCAAAUAAAAAUUGUAUUUUUUUUUUAUUAUUAUUAUUAUUAUUAUUAUUAUUAUUAUUAUUAUUAUUAUCUAACAAGAAAAGGUUUGUCGUUUGUAUUUUGGUUUAUUAAAGCUAAAUGAAUGCAAAAA